AUGGCCUCUCGCAAAUCGCUCACCCGCGAACAAGUCGCAUCUGCUCAGCUACUGGGCGACUAUUCCAUCAAGUCGGAGAGCACCCAACCAAUAUUGGACACGUCCCAAUGGCCUCUCCUCCUGAAAAACUACGACAAACUACUUGUGCGGUCUGCGCAUUUCACCCCCAUACCUUCUGGCUGCAGUCCUUUGAAGCGGGACAUCACAUCAUAUGUCAAGUCUGGUGUCAUAAACUUAGACAAGCCGUCAAAUCCAUCCUCACAUGAAGUUGUCGCGUGGCUGAGGAGAAUUUUGAGGGUGGAAAAGACUGGCCACAGUGGUACUCUAGACCCAAAAGUCACAGGGUGCCUGAUUGUCUGCAUUGACCGGGCAACCAGGCUGGUGAAGUCUCAGCAGGGCGCAGGAAAGGAGUAUGUUGCAGUCCUGCGUAUCCACUCAACCCUCCCAAACCCUGCCUCCCUCCCUCGCGCCAUCCAGACACUUACAGGUGCGCUGUUUCAGCGACCCCCGCUAAUCUCCGCAGUCAAGCGACAGCUGCGAAUACGAACCAUUUAUGAAUCCAACCUGCUUGAGUUCGAUGAGAAGCGCAAUCUUGCAGUGUUCUGGGUGUCGUGCGAGGCGGGCACGUACAUUCGGACAUUAUGUGUACAUUUGGGGUUGAUUUUAGGUGUGGGUGGUCAUAUGCAGGAACUGAGACGUGUACGGAGUGGUGCGUUGAGCGAGAACGACGACAUGGUAACGAUGCACGAUGUUCUGGAUGCACAGUGGGUCUACGAUACGUCACGAGACGAAACAUAUCUGCGACGCGUCAUUCGACCACUAGAGUCAUUGUUAGUCGGAUACAAGCGCAUAGUGGUCAAAGACAGUGCAGUCAACGCGGUUUGUUACGGUGCGAAGUUGAUGAUUCCCGGCUUGCUGCGUUACGAGGCCGACAUUUCGCUUCACGAGGAGGUCGUGCUCAUGACCACGAAGGGUGAAGCCAUUGCUUUGGCAAUAGCACAAAUGUCGACGGUGGAGCUCGCCACCUGUGAUCACGGUGUCGUUGCGAAGGUCAAGCGUUGCAUCAUGGAGCGUGAUACAUACCCUCGCCGGUGGGGUCUCGGACCCAAAGCCUUGGAGAAGAAAAAGAUGGUUAAGGAGGGGAAGCUCGGCAAGUAUGGCGAAAAGAUACAGGGUGUCACCCCGGCAGAAUGGAGCAAGGACUAUGUCGACUACUCGCGAGAGGAACCAACCGCAGGACCGUCUGCAACGCCCGCCGCCACCGCUGCUGCCCCGGCCGUUGCAGAAGCCAGUCCAUCAAAGGAAAAGGAAAAGGAGAAGAAGCGCAAGCGGAAAUCGGAGGUAGCUGAUACCGAUGGCGACGUCUCAAUGGCGGUGGAGGCGAACGACGAGGAGGAUGAAGCUGCUCGCACAGAACGGAAGCGGCUGAAAAAGGAGAAGAAGGCCGCGAAGGAAGCUGCGAAGGUGGAAGAAGUGGAAGAUGAUGAGGCAAGACGGGAGAGAAAGAGACUGAAGAAGGAGAAAAAGGCGCGGGAGUCGAUGGGUGGCGAGUCAUAG
Messenger RNA from Sparassis crispa, 1557 nucleotides. RefSeq names its product Centromere/microtubule-binding protein. Gene Ontology annotation, cellular component: box H/ACA snoRNP complex. Gene Ontology annotation, biological process: rRNA pseudouridine synthesis; mRNA pseudouridine synthesis; box H/ACA sno(s)RNA 3'-end processing. The coding region runs from base 1 to 1557 and encodes 518 amino acids. Gene Ontology annotation, molecular function: pseudouridine synthase activity; RNA binding. The transcript has 6 exons. The record is from RefSeq and is a predicted model, not a curated record. Lineage: Eukaryota; Fungi; Basidiomycota; Agaricomycetes; Polyporales; Sparassidaceae.